Magallana angulata is the source of this 4322-nucleotide messenger RNA. RefSeq lists its product as uncharacterized. Gene Ontology annotation, molecular function: 3'-5'-RNA exonuclease activity. The record is from RefSeq and is a predicted model, not a curated record. Lineage: Eukaryota; Metazoa; Mollusca; Bivalvia; Ostreida; Ostreidae. The coding region runs from base 883 to 3948 and encodes 1021 amino acids. The transcript has a single exon.
GUGUUUUGUCUUUUUAAAUGCAAAGGCAACCUUUUAACUAUGAUAGGUAAAAUAUAUCAUACUUUAUGUUGUUAAUUAUUAUAAGAAAUGAUGAAAGAAUGCACGACAAUAUGUAUAUUUUGUCGAAAUAAUAUGUGGUGUGUUGAUAGCCUCGUUUCCGUGCAAAAAUGGCGGCUCCCAUAUUUCACACUGAUUUUCACCUUUUAUUUCAUUUUCAAAGAUAUAUAGCGUAGUUUAUGCUUGUAUUUAAAGUUAUUUUGAAACCAUAUUAUUGAAAUUGUUCUUAUUACGGAUUAUCUUCGAUCAGAUAAUAAGAUUUUAACGUUAAUUUCGAUAUGUCAACAGAGGAAAUUCGAAAUGUAUAUUGAAUUGAUUAUGGUAGGCGAUUUACAUAUUGUAAUGGCAUUCAUUUACUACUUUCAACAGAUCAAGAGUAUGUCAAAGAGUUCUCAUCUUUGUGAGGUACUUGAAAGGCAAAGAGCGGGGUUUUGUGUUCCUAAACUUUCCUUUGUCAGGAAAAUUUUGGAUGGCCGUUUAGCCAGCAAAACAUGUUCAGAUAAUGCCAGAAAAUUACUGAGCAUUUUUGACAAAUUUGUUAAAGAGAUUUAUGAUGAUAACAACUAUCUAAAAGCUAGAGAUAUUUUUGAAAUAAAGGUAGAAGACUACCUGUAUCAGGAAACAGAGUUCAUUGAAACUUUGAUAGAAGAUAUCACGGACGAAAUUUUUUUCAAACGUGAAAAGAAACUCAUUGGACUAUUAGAUAUCCCAAGCAGCAUUUUUGAAAUAAAUAGGGCUUUAAUUGAAAAUCGAGGAGGAAAAAUGACAAUUCUGGAUGACUGUAAUGAUAUCUGUUAAAUAACACCCCCCCCCCCCAAAAAAAAAAUGCCACUCAUAACCAAUAAAGAUGCCGUAAACAUGUUUGAAAAAAUGAAAAAUGACAAUGUUCCUCUAUGUAAAAUUGACCAAAUUUUUAAAGACUAUAUAGGAGAAAAUGAAAUUAUUAAUGCAGAUGCUUUAGUAAGGAAAUUAAGACGCACAAAUGAAAACUUAAAGAAAAAAAAGGGGAAAUACAGAACCGAUUUUGAAGCUUUAAAUUUUGAAAUUCCUGUAGGGACAGUAACACGAGGUGUUAAAAAGCCAAUUAUGGCACAAUUCGAGUCUGAAGCAGUUAAUUUAACAUUGAUGUCUUUGAGCAACACAUUAAAAGAACAAAAUGAAAAAAUUAAGCAUAGAGAACUUCUCUGUGAAGAAGAAAUAGAGGCGUCAAAACAUUUACAGCAAAAUAAAUUAAAAGAAAUAACAGAAAAAGAAAAAAAAAGAAAAAAAGAGGUUGAUGAAUGGAAAGCAAAAACAAGAAAACUUAGGUAUGAGAAUUUACUACUAAUGAGAAAAAGAAAACGAGAUGAAUUAAAAAUAAAAACGGCUAAAAAGUAUCAAAAACUGGAGAGAGAUUGCUCAUAUUUGCUUACAAAAGAAAAAGAAAGAUGUAAGGAAUUGUUGUCUGAAUAUAAAACUAUGCAGACUGAGCUUACAAAACUACAAUCUGUUCCUCACGAGACAAAACCAGAGGGUAAUGAUGACUCUGCAAAAGAAUUAUUGAAGUUGAAAAGUGAUAUAAAAGCACUGGAACAGGAAAGAGAUUAUUUGUUGAAUUUAUUGGAUGAUGAUGUUGAAAUGAAAAUAUUUGAUGAAGAUUCUGGAUCAUACACCCCCAAGGUUAGAGAAUGUAUAAUGAAAUUGACCUCUCUUAAUGUUGCCACUAAAAACAUCCCAUCAGUUAUUGAAAGCGUUUUAAAGUUAGGAAACAAAGUAGCUAAUAAAUUGCCAUCAAGACAAACAGUAGACAACAUUGUGUGUGAAAAGGUAGCAAUCGGACAAAAACACAUUGGUGUGAAACUGGGACAACAGAAAAACCUUUGUUUGUAUGGAGAUGAAACGAGAAAGAAAGGCAAGACUUACCAAACAUUCCUUGCAAGCAAUGAAGAAAAAGAGGUCUUUUGCCUGGGACUAAGAGACAUGCAUAAUAAAGCAGCCUCAACAACACUGGACACUUUCAAAGAAAUUCUCAACGACAUAUCAUCUGCUUGUGAGGAAAUGAUAAUCAAUGAAGAUGUAUCAGUUGGUCAUACAAUCAUAAGCAACAUCCAAAGUUUCAUGUCUGAUAGGGCUAAAGUAAACAUAUCAUUCACAGAACUUUUGCAGCAGUAUAAAUCGGAAAUUUUGUCUAUUGUUAAAAAGGACUGGGAAGUACUCAGUAAUGAACAAAAACUCAUGUGCAGCAAAGUUAAUAACUUCUUUUGUGCACUUCAUCUACUUGUAAAUAUGGCAGAGUGCACAUCACCUAUUCUCAAAAAGUUUGAAGAUGAACAAGGAAAUUCUGAAUCUAAUGUUGUUGAAGAUCCUGAAACUGACCAGGAAAGUGAAUGUUAUUUUUCAAAAAGCGAGGCUAAAACAUUAACUUUAAUGAGAUGUUGCUCAAAAUGUUUCUCUUGUGGAGGCGAUGAGAAAUGUGGUGCAUUUGCAGAAUUCAAAGUUUAUUGCAGUUCAAGGGAUAAAAAAGUAUUAUUUAUUCCAUUCCGGGGAAACAGGUUCAAUGUAAUCUUUUUUAUUGCUGAGGUAGUUUACUACCACAGAGAGACAAUCAGUACAUUUCUAAACAAUGUUCAUGGAGUUACAAACAAUCUGCACAAGAUAAUUGCUCAUUUAAUUAAGAAUCCAGUUUUCCUUGCUGCCUGCAAGGUGUUGGGAUUAAUAUCAAAAUUAAUAACUGCACCGUUUUGGAGAAUUAUUGAAAAGAACCUCAAUAUUUUAGAUCUUAACACAUAUUUUGAAAGCCUUACUGUAUACCUUGAAAGACAGAGCACAGAUGCAUCAGGAUUUGUGAAUGGAGAUGAGUACCCAUUUGAAGAGAGUUUAAUUGUUAAAGACAAACUUUAUGAAGAACUAGUGAAACCAAAUGAUGAAUUUGAUCAUAUUGCUAUUCAGCUUGCCCAAUUGCUGUUUUGUGGCUUCCAUAAACUUGUUUCUGGCGCCUUAAGAGAACAUUUACCUGGAGGAGCAUACAAUAACCCUUCUGAUAAACUCAAAGAUCAAAGCAAAUCUGUUGUUCCACACAAUAAAAUGAGUGAGAGAGUGUUUGGAAUGUUAGACAACUUUAUAAGUUUUCGCCCAAACGCAUCAACCAUAACAAAUGAGGCAUUCAUCAUGUUUUCAUUUAACAAAACAUCCAAAUGGUUAGAUUCUUUACCAGAUCAAGAAAAACACGAGAUGAUAAGUAAGGGUAUUUCGGAAGGAAGGGAGCUUAGAGCACAAUUUAAAGAGCGGUGCCAUGAUAUUGUUUUAAAGCGAAGACAGCUUUUAGAAGAAAAAAAGGUUGCUCUUGCUAAAAAGGAGCAAAAUUUACUUGCACAGCGGGAAAAACAAACAAAUGAAAUAGCAUAUUAUGGGCUUUGGCAGUCGAGGGAAAGAGUUGAUGCAGCACUUGGUGAGAUUGAGAAGGAGAAUGAGAAAAGGAAAGCACUUGAGGCUCAACUUCGAUUUAGACAAAAGAUGUUGAAGCAAAAACAUGAAAACAAAGAGGUUUUUAAGUUUAGCUCUAAAGGUAAAAAGCAUCCUAUUUCUGUAUUGAGAGAAAACUUGCUGAAGCUUAUAGAUGCUGCUUAUCAUGGCCCAGAUACUGAACCACAAAGAAUUAGGACUCCAUUAUUGGUUGGGAAAAGGGUUACACAUAGAUUUUCAAAUGGCAAUUACAUAGGAAGGGUUAUAAGUGUUGUGCCAGGUUUUGUGAACUUCUAUAACAUUGUGUAUGAUAAUGAUGUGGCAGAAGAUGGAAUUACAAAGUGUGUGUACACUUACAAACUUUUGGAUGAUUAUAAAAAGGGUGAUUUAGAGAUUAUACCAGAGGUAUCAGUUGAAUGUAUGGCAUUUCGGUUGUUUUUCUGUUGUUGAAAGUUUUGGAAAAGACCUUUACAGUUGUGAAUUUCCUACUUCAUGGAAUACUAAAAUUUUAUUUCUUUUUUACUAAAAAACAUUUUGUUUUUAAUUAUUUAUCAUAUGUACUAUUGAAAACUGAUAGAAGUUGCAGGCUUGUCUUCUUUGUUUUGUUCUUAUAGUUGUGGGUUGUUUUUUUUUUUCAAUUCAGACUUCACAUUUCUAUAUUGGUGCUAGUAUUAAUAAUACACUGUAUGAUAAUUAUGAGAAUUGCAUUUACUCUUCAUCACUGAAAAUAAAACUUAAACAUUUCAAUUUAUUAAAGCAAUACAUUUCAUCAGUCCAUUAAUCAUACAAUUUGUUAAAAAUUUAAAAUAUCUUACAAAAUUUAC